AUGUUCUUUCUCUUUCUGUUGAUCUGCUGGUCCUCUUUUAGCUCCGACUCUCGAGCUGCAGACUACGUCAAGCUCCCCGUCUUUCGCCAGUCUCCCUUCCCAACCGCCCGCGAAGCUCUGGCCUUCGACUCUGUCCGUCUCUCUUUCUUUUCCUCCUCUUCCUCCAUCUCUAAUGCUUCUGCCUCUCAUCCUCCUCCUCCCGCGGCGCUCUCGGCUCCCGUGGUGUCCGGCGCGUCGUCCGGCGCCGGCCAGUACUUCGUGGACUUGCAUCUCGGCACGCCGCCGCAACGCCUCCGCCUCGUUGCUGACACUGGCAGCGACCUCGUCUGGGCCCGCUGCUCCGCCUGCCGCGACUGCUCUCGCCACCCUCCCGUCACCGCCUUCUUCCCCCGCCACUCCUCGUCCUUCCGCCCGUACCACUGCUACCACCCGGCGUGCCGCCUCGUCCCCCACCCCCGCUCCUCUUCCCACGACGCUGCCCCUCCUUGCCGCCGUCAACCGCUCCACUCCCCCUGUCGCUACCGCUACUCAUACGCCGACCGCUCCUCCUCGGCUGGUUUCUUCUCUCGCGACAUCGCAACCCUCAACUCCACCUCUGCCGGGUUCCUCCGCCUCCACUCUCUUCCCUUCGGCUGCGCCUUCAACGUCACCUCUCCCGCCGGCUCCGAAGCACCGCGCGGCGUCCUGGGCCUCGGGCGCGGCCCCAUCUCUUUCCCGUCCCGCGCUGCCCGCCGCUUCGGCGACGUCUUCUCCUACUGCCUCAUGGACUACACCCUCUCCCCGCCCCCAACCAGCUUCCUCCUCAUCGGCGCCGCCGCUCACACCACGCUCGCGCCCAAGAACCUCUCCUUCACCCCGCUCCUCACCAACCCGCUCUCACCUACCUUCUACUACGUCCGCGUCCUCGGUGUCUCCGUCGACAGCGAACCCCUCCGCGUCGACCCCUCCGUGUGGGCCCUCGACCACGCCACCGGCAUCGGCGGCACCGUCGUGGACUCCGGCACCACGCUCUCCUUCGUACCCGAGGCGGCGUACCGCGAGAUCGUGCGGGCGAUGACGGGGCGCCUACCGCCAGCAGCGAUAGUCCGGGGCCCACCAGAGUUCGACCUGUGCGUGAAUGCGUCGGCGGAGGCGACUAAGCGCGUCCCGCGGCUGGCGUUCCGGCUGCUGGGCGGGACAGAACUAGCACCGCCGGCGGGGAACUACUUCAUCGACGCGGCGGACGGGGUGCGGUGCCUGGCGAUGCAGCCGGUGAGUGCAGCCGGGCCGGGCUUCGGGGUCAUCGGCAACCUUAUGCAGCAGGGCUUCCUCCUCGUCUUCGACCGUCGCGCCCACCGGCUCGGCUUCUCUCGCACUGGCUGUACCGACGCCUAAUCAAAUUAUGAUAAGCUGAACCGGUCCGGUUUAUUUGGCCUCUUUCUGUGCGCACUUUUGAAGCUCUUUUUUCUCCGGCAUCGGUUUUUUUACCAUGUAAGGCAAUUUAAAAUGGCGGAGUGCGGUGGAGAAGAGAACGACGGGAUUCGGGAGAGGGUUUUGUUGUGAACUGCAGACCAUAGCGAGUGGAGUCACGAGUAUGUACUUAAACGGAGGAGCUGUCAUCCGUCUGUCAUGUUGUCCGAGAUCUUUACCACUGUAGCUACAAUAUAAAUCAUCAUCGUUUUUCUCUCUUCAAGAUGAAGCCGGGGAACAUUUCGGGGUGGCGAGUGAAUGCGAUUCGACAGAGGAAACAGGAAGGUGGGCCUGCUCAGUGGGGAUGAGUGCUUUGCCUGUCGAUGGUCGAUGGAUAGAUUUGCACUUCGUGAUGAUUGCCUGUCAAUAAAGGACGGUAACGCGGUGAGGAAGAUGAGUUCCGUGCCUAGUCGCUAUCCGCUAUCUGUUUGCAUUGUUGAAAGCUACUCGACUGCCAUCAUUUGCUUCGUUCGGCUUCUCUUUUGUUGGCAUGUACAUGCACCUGUGGGGGCAUACGUGUUGCUGUACUCUUUUUGUUCUCUGGGAGAGGUCGGUGA
This is a messenger RNA of Musa acuminata subsp. malaccensis (wild Malaysian banana), 2006 nucleotides long. Its product is annotated as aspartyl protease family protein 2. Gene Ontology annotation, molecular function: aspartic-type endopeptidase activity. The record is from RefSeq and is a predicted model, not a curated record. NCBI's taxonomy places the organism in Eukaryota, Viridiplantae, Streptophyta, Magnoliopsida, Zingiberales, Musaceae. Gene Ontology annotation, biological process: proteolysis.